AUGAAAUUUGUGCAAACUGAUCAGACCCUAGACAUCCCCGAAAACGUUGUUGUGAACAUCAAGUCUCGAAUCGUCAAAGUUACCGGUCCAAGAGGUGAAUUGACGAAGAACUUGAAGCACAUCGAUGUCACGUUUACGAAGGUGAGCAACAGACUGCUCAAGAUUACCGUGCAUAACGGCGACAGAAAACACGUUGCUGCAUUGAGAACGGUCAAAUCACUUGUCAACAACAUGAUUGUUGGUGUCACAAGAGGUUUCAAGUACAAGAUGAGAUACGUGUACGCACAUUUUCCCAUCAAUGUUAACGUGAUUGAGAAGAACGGUGCCAAGUUCGUCGAGAUCAGAAACUACUUGGGUGACAAAAAGGUCAGAGAGGUGCCUGUGAGAGAAGGUGUCAGCAUCGAGUUUUCCACCGUCCAGAAGGAUGAAAUGUUGUUGAUUGGUAACUCUGUCGAAAACGUUUCCCAAAACGCUGCCGACAUCCAACAAGUGUGUCGUGCCAGAAACAAGGAUAUCCGUAAGUUCUUGGACGGUAUCUAUGUCUCCGAAAAAGGUUUUGUUGAAGACCAAAACUGA
Molecule: messenger RNA, 576 nt
Organism: Lachancea mirantina
Lineage: Eukaryota; Fungi; Ascomycota; Saccharomycetes; Saccharomycetales; Saccharomycetaceae
Source: the annotation of a GenBank genome assembly